CUGACAUUCGAACCCGAAGCGCGCUCAUCCAGGUCGUCGGGCAACUGAGUUGCUGACACGCACUGCCCACGCCAGAACAGAGUUUGCUUCACGAAACCACACGACCCCUUCAGAACAGCACAGAGAGUCAACUGGACCCAACUGAACCCAAUAAGGUUCCUCGUAUCUUGCUACUGCCUCUCAUCUCGACCUCCUUGCCUGCACUCGUGAACCUAUUGGGCUGCACCGAAGAUGUCUUGGGGAGGGAUGCCACUGCUCAGCGGCCCGCCGCCUGAGUACGCCACCAACGAACCGUCGUGCAGGAAAUGCGACAAGGAGUUCAACUUACUCUUUGCUCGGUCCAGGAAAUGCAACCAUUGCGGCUAUCUUUAUUGCCACUCGUGUACCGACUUCCAGGCGCUGAUACCCCGGAGUGGCUCGGAAACAGGAUACGACCCCGCACCCGUGUGUGCAUUCUGCAUCGAUAACCUCACGAUCACAGCAGGUGGCAAGAAUUAUUUGCGAUCGUUACCGCUUGCUCGACUGAAGAAGUACGCCAAUGCGUAUCACAUCGGAGUGAACGGUGUAUUGGAAAAAGACGAUUUAAUUGACACACUCAUGGCAGUCAGGGAGCGGAAUGGCUGUCUCCCGCGAGUAAAUGAGCAUUACUACCGCAAAAACUCGGUCCCGAACCGUCGCUCGAAUCGUCCGCGCGGCCUCUUCACCCGUGCUAUGGAUGCGAUGGGCAGUGAGCGCACCUCUCAACCAAACUCGCCGCCACGCCACCCGCAACCGCAACAACAACAGCAGCAACCACCUUACCAGCCGCGCCAGCGCACGACCUCCGGUCCUAGUAGCUUCCCGCGACCAGAUCUCGAGCCCGACCGACAGCCGCAGGGCACAUAUGCGUACCCGCACCAUCCGCCACCCCCGCCGCGCGAGUCGGCCUACCGGCCCCCUCCGCCACCGCGCCCGCAGACGACUCCCAGCCGCUCGCAUCUCAAUGUCCCUAGAGGCAACCAGAACACCAGCAGCAGUCAGCAAGCCCGAGGACGCACGCGAGCAGCGUCUGCGUCCUCGCCCUCUACGCCGCGCGCCUCUUCACCCGCGCCACCAGUGCCGACGCUCGACGAACUGCUAGAGAUGUCAGGGGAGGACAUCGCGCGCCUCAGCAUCGGUACGCUGAAGGCGGUGCUCUUCCAGAACCAUGUAAAUGCGCGGCUAGUCGUGGAGAAGGCGGAGCUGGUCGCGAAGGUACGCACACUGGUGGAGGACGAGCGGAGGGAGCGCGAGCGGCAUGCUGUGUUGGAGGCUGCGGAGAGGGCUGCAGAGGAAGAGGCGAGGAGGGAGAGGGAGGAGGCGAGGAGGGCAGAAGAAGCCAGGAGGCGCGGAGAGGAGGACGGGCAGGGAGAGUCGGCUAUGGAGGAUGUCCGAGGCGACGGGGAGAGCGCGAUGCAUGUCGACAUUUCGGAGGGACAACCAGAAGUACACGCGGAUGUACAGGAGGGCCCGUCGGACGAAGCCGCGCCCCCGCCACCGCCCAAGCCUGCCACUCCUCCUGUACCACCCAAGACUGCUCCUCCCCCUACACCGCCCAAGCGAGGAAUGUCGCCGAAAGCGCAAGCUAAGGCAGCGCAAUUGGAGCGUACGGGCCUCUGCGUGAUCUGUCAGGAUGAGGAAGCCAAUAUUGCCAUUGUUGACUGCGGUCAUCUUUGUUUGUGUCGAGCCUGCUCGGACCUGAUCAUGAAGAGCUCGCGCGAAUGUCCUCUCUGUCGUACGCGUAUCGUCACGGAGCAGCGUCUGCUCAGAAUAUUCAAGUCGUGAAGUCUUGCAAUGUUGUAUCGGCUAAUGAGCUACGUGUCCGCUGUCUGAUCCUACGUUGCCAGUGUGCCACUGAUCCUCGCCGUAUAUAUCUUCGCUGUGUAUAACUUAAUCACACACGCAUUGUGUCGUGGUGCAUAUCAUACUGUUGUAGAAUAUCUUGUUACCUGAGUGAUAUAUGUAUCCUGGGUGCAAUCUCCUCAUGCAAUGUACUGUGAAACGUGUAGCCUUGGUGCACUAUACUAAUGAAGCCUUGGUUUGACCCAUA
Messenger RNA from Rhodofomes roseus, 2068 nucleotides. RefSeq lists its product as uncharacterized. Gene Ontology annotation, molecular function: metal ion binding. Bases 232 to 1803 code for a protein of 523 amino acids. The transcript is spliced from 6 exons. Lineage: Eukaryota; Fungi; Basidiomycota; Agaricomycetes; Polyporales; Fomitopsidaceae. The record is from RefSeq and is a predicted model, not a curated record.